AUGAGGGUUGCCUGGUCACGCCUGAUUCGCUUCGUCGCUACGGACGGUCGGACUCUCUACGGAGAGCCCAUUCUCACCAACCCUGACUUUGACAUUGGUGACACCACGGAAAAGUCUGGCCUGCAGGCCAAAGUCGUCAAGGGCCAGGAUAUAUACGAUACCACCGGGGCCACGAAAGUGACAGACGAGGUCGCCACCGUCAAGAAGCUCCUCGGUCCUCUCGCCCCCGCGGAUGUGCCGAUACUUCGUUGCGUCGGGCUGAACUAUGCCACUCAUAUUCGCGAGGCGGGUCGAACGCAGCCGCCAUUCCCUUCCAUCUUCUUCAAGCCCUCGACUACCGUAACCGACCACGGAGCUACAGUGGUGAUUCCCAAGAUCGCGCAAGACGAUCAGGCAGAUUAUGAGGGCGAAUUGGUCGUGGUCAUCGGAAGGGACGCAAAGGAUGUUUCUGAAUCCGAAGCACUCGACUACGUGGCCGCAUACACGGCCGGCAACGACAUCUCGUCUCGCAAAUGGCAAAGAGAUCCGGCGAAAGCUGGAGGCGUCCCUCAAUGGGGCUUCUCCAAGGGGUUCGAUACGUACGCGCCUCUUGGUCCUGUUUUGGUAUCGAGCACUCUAAUCCCCGAUCCAUCAACCCUCCACCUCAAGACAAUUGUUGAUGGGGAGCUGCGUCAAAAUGCUGGGUUAGAUGAUUUGGUAUUCUCUGUCUCGCGGCUGAUCGCUCAUCUCUCCUCGGGGACUACCCUGCAGAAAGGCAGUGUGAUUAUGACGGGCACUCCCGGAGGUGUUGGUGCCGGGCUCAAGCCACCGAAAUAUCUUGUCCCCGGGACGAGUAUGGAAGUGAACAUUUCGACCAUAGGAACCCUCAGAAACGGGGUGGAAUUCGCCUAG
Molecule: messenger RNA, 891 nt
Organism: Clonostachys rhizophaga
Lineage: Eukaryota; Fungi; Ascomycota; Sordariomycetes; Hypocreales; Bionectriaceae
Source: the annotation of a GenBank genome assembly